Molecule: messenger RNA, 700 nt
Organism: Oryza sativa Japonica Group (Japanese rice)
Lineage: Eukaryota; Viridiplantae; Streptophyta; Magnoliopsida; Poales; Poaceae
Source: RefSeq, a predicted model, not a curated record
GCCGAUAUGCUCGAUCGCCGCUUUCCAGGGCAAGUUCUACUUCAAUGGUGACUUCGAAAGCAUCGGCGUGCUGGAGUUCUCCCCCGAGCCAACAUUCAGCUCCAUCACAAUCACCGACCCCAUCAUCGGAGGAUUAGGGGUGGUGGGCAUGGCAAACGUGUACCUGGUGGAGUCCUUGGAUGAACUUUACAUGGUCUGCCAAAUGUAUGACUCUGAAAUGGAGACCAUCUACGAUGUCACUGUUUAUAGGAUGGAUUUCUCGAAGCAGCAAUGGUGCGUAGCCGAGGACAUUGGUGGCCGUGCGUUCUUGACAGCUUCAUGCUAUUUUGGUGCUUCACGGUCGGCUGAUGAGUAUGGGUUGGAGAAGGAUUGUGUCUACGCUAUUUUUGCGCGUGAUAAGUAUUACGAGGUAUCCAAGGUGGAAGAUGGAGAAACCGAGGAGCACGAGCUCAUCGAAGCUCCAGAUUCGAAAGGAGGGACGUGGAUUUUGCCCGUUGAAUAAAGUAGAGAUGAAAAUUGUCCAAAUCAGUAAGAAAUGACGUCGUCUCUAUGGAAACAGAGCUGAUAGAUAUUAGAAUGUAAGUCAAAAUUUAUAUACGGCUAGAAUAAAAAACUUGGUAAGUUGGGAAUUUGUGCCACCGUUUCAACUUUCAACCCCGUUGAAAGAUUGUAAAUGUUUUUCUUUUCAGUAUAGCUAUUG